GGCGCAGACUCACUGCCAUUUCUUCCCAUCCCCACACCCCACCUCUCUCUCUCUCUCUCUCUCUCUCUCUCUCUCUCUCGCCCGUAGGAAAAGGGUUUUUCCCGUCGUCGUUCCGGCAGAGAGGAGGAGGGGGAGGGCACGAGGAGAGAAACGGAUCCGAGGUGUGAUGGAGCGACGAUCCAUAGCUAUUCCGCUCGUCCUCAUCAUCUCCUUUCUCUCCCUCCUCGAUCCCUCCGUUUCUUCGCCGCAGAUCCGAGUCCUUAGCGCCGAGAGAAGGAUUGAUCUGACCUCUCAUCUUGUGAGGGUAUUCCUAACAUUAAAGUUGGAAAAUACUGGGACAUCAGAAGCUUCAGAUGUUCUUCUGGCUUUCCCGCCUACUGAGGCUGAACAUCUGGCAAUUCUUAAAGCAUCAACAGCUGAAGGCAGACGGAAGAAGAAAACAUAUGUACCUCUUACUGUCAAUCCAGCCGAAGUACAUGAUACACCAAAUGAUGCUCGCUUAUUCUCUAUUUCUCUGCGCAGUCCUUUAAAGGUUGGCGAGACAACAGUUCUAGAAGUAUUCUAUAUAGUAACACAUAGUCUAGAGCCCUUCCCAGCAGAGAUCAGCCAGUCAGAGGCUCAGCUUGUUUACUACCGUGACAGCGCAAUAUUGCUGUCGCCUUAUCAUGUCGUUGGGCAGGUCACAUACAUCAAGACGCCAAGCAACAAAGUGGAGUCCUUUACACGAGUGGACCCUACUAGCCGGUCUGAUACAGAGCUGAAAUAUGGUGUCUAUAAUGAUCGCCCGCCGUAUUCCUAUUCGCCAAUAAUUGUACAUUUAGAGAACAACCAUCCAUUUCCUGUUGUCGAAGAGCUUGUGCGUACUAUGGAGAUCUCUCACUGGGGUAACCUUCAGAUAACGGAGCAUUACAGGCUGAAGCAUGCUGGUGCACGGCACAAAGGUGUCUUUUCAAGGGUUGAAUAUCAGUCUAGACCGAUGGUCAGCGGGGUGUCCUCACUUAGGUAUCUUCUUGCAAGACUACCCCCCCUUGUUCGCUCAGUUUACUAUCGCGACGAGAUUGGUAACAUGUCCUCAUCGCAUUUGCGUACUAAUUCUCAGAAGUCAGAACUAGAAAUAGAACCUAGAUAUCCAUUACUUGGAGGUUGGAAAGCCACUUUUGUCAUUGGAUAUGGACUACCAUUGCAUGAUUUCCUGUUCGAAUCAGAUGAUGGCCGACGUUACCUGAAUGUCAGUUUCGGAUGCCCUCUCCUUGAAACGGUGGUUGACGAGCUAACUGUUAAGGUGGUGCUUCCUGAGGGGUCCAAAAACCCAUUAGCUGUAGUUCCUUUCCCUGUGGAGCAAAAUCUUGAGACAAGUCAUUCAUAUCUUGACAUUGUCGGGAGAACAACGGUGGUGCUUAAAAAGAAAAAUGUCGUACCAGAUCACAAUAUCCCCUUUCAGGUCUACUAUGAUUUCAAUCCGAUUUUCAUGCUUGCGGAGCCUUUGAUGUUGGUAUCUGCAGUUUUCCUGUUUUUCAUUGCUUGUAUUUCGUAUCUCCACAUUGAUCUAUCUAUCAGAAAAUCGUAGAACCUUUAUUUGAUCAUAGCUUGAGCUUAGGCCACUUAAAAUUAUACUAGCUCAUUAAAUCCUUGAUAUGUGCUUUCAAAGAUUAUUUUGAAUUGCAGUUUGGCACAAAACUCCAGUUAGGCUUGACUUGUGCGUUAGAAAUAGGUCGUGCAUCUUUUUGGUAAAAUAUUUUUGAGGUCAAGAGUCUAGUCUGAGCUCUUUUUUGACACAAUUUUAUGUAAUUUUAUUCGAGGAGUUUGGUAUAUGUAGUUUUAUCCGCCUGUUUUAUUUUCCUUGUACAAUCACACUAUAGCUGGUAGUGAGAAAUUCAUAUGCUGGUCAUGGUAGGGCAGUGAUUGGAAAAUUACUUUGAUAAUGCACACUCAAAUAUUCCAUGUAUGAUUACAUGCCUACAGUCCUCGUGAACAAUAGUUGCUUAAAACAUUUUACAAUUUGUGUGGAGUUGUU
Ananas comosus (pineapple) is the source of this 2014-nucleotide messenger RNA. Its product is annotated as dolichyl-diphosphooligosaccharide--protein glycosyltransferase subunit 1B. The transcript is spliced from 8 exons. Gene Ontology annotation, cellular component: membrane; oligosaccharyltransferase complex. Bases 167 to 1567 code for a protein of 466 amino acids. The record is from RefSeq and is a predicted model, not a curated record. NCBI's taxonomy places the organism in Eukaryota, Viridiplantae, Streptophyta, Magnoliopsida, Poales, Bromeliaceae.